Capronia coronata CBS 617.96 is the source of this 1281-nucleotide messenger RNA. RefSeq lists its product as uncharacterized. NCBI's taxonomy places the organism in Eukaryota, Fungi, Ascomycota, Eurotiomycetes, Chaetothyriales, Herpotrichiellaceae. Gene Ontology annotation, biological process: poly(A)+ mRNA export from nucleus. Bases 1 to 1281 code for a protein of 426 amino acids. Gene Ontology annotation, cellular component: nucleus. The transcript has a single exon. The record is from RefSeq and is a predicted model, not a curated record. Gene Ontology annotation, molecular function: protein binding; RNA binding.
AUGGCUUUCGCAAGACAAACCCAGUCUGGAAACACCUUCCAGCUCGCCAUCAAAGGAUGGACAACAAGCAAACUGUCAGCCACCAAAGACCAAGGCCUCGAUUCCCUGCUCGGCUUUUUGGAAAAGAAGUCCGGCCGCAAAAUCCUCUCUUCUCGCAUGGCCGGUCGCACAGUCCUACUCAUCACUAUCAACGAACACGACAAAGAUCGGUUCUAUCAUUUGAACGGUUUCACGUGGGCGGGAGCAACCCUUGUGGUUGAAGACUCGAGACCUCCACGAAGCCAACAAGUCCAAUCUCAAAACCAAUCCCUCGACGCACGAAUCUCUCAGCCAGCAAGAAAUGGCUUUGGCUUUCAAAAUGGCGCAUCGUCGCAUCCACCAUCCGGACCGCGGGGCCAACAAUUUGGUCACCAAAAUCGAUCCCUUCAAAACACGCCACGAGACUCUCGUCGCAACAGCAACAAUCCUCUGACUCUGGAAGUCGAAAACAUCAUCAUCUCAGUCAUCCGAAAACGCUAUCACGCUGGUGAUAGACAUCUCAUCCUAAACGCCCUCGUGGCCGAUCCCGAGCUCUUGACCUCCGGUCUCUCCGAUCAAGACGCAUCCAAAGUUUACAAAGCCAUUUUCGCUCUCUGCGAAACCAAGAUCUGGGAAACCGAACCCAAACGAACAGAAGCUGUCGUCAGCGUCAGUCUUCGAGACAAUGCAAUCAAGACAGUCCAAGACAUCAUCUCUCUUGCCAGUGUUUUCCCACACAUCCACAAUCUCGACCUAGCAAACAACAACCUGGAAGACCUGGGUGCCCUCAAGUUCUGGAAGAACCAGUUCCGCGAACUCGAACAUCUCAUUCUCACGGGCAACCCUGUGGCUUCCAAACCUGACACUCUCCAAACACUCAUCAAAUGGUACCCAAAUUUGAAAAUGUACAACAACGAGCCUAUCACGGCUCAACUUCAAUCUCAACUUCAAUCUCAACUUCAAUCUCAACCUCAACCACAACCACAACCUCAGCCAAUGGGAGCAAUGGCGGCACCUGCGCCAGUGCAUCCCGAAAUCCCACCAGGGUCAACGUUCGGAGUCGCCCAACCAGACAAGCCCGCGGAGGUACUCCUCCGCGAACAAAUGGGCCUCCAAUUCAGCUUCGAGACAGGCCUCAAGCUGCAAUGGGUGGAAACCUGCCUGGCAGCCAACAACUGGGACUAUGGGUUGGCAAUGGCCAACUUCGCCCAGUUAAAAGCUGCGGGACAGAUCCCGCCGGACGCGUUCCUCGUGGCGGUCUAG